GUAAAACUGUUCCUGGUCACGUGCCACUGGUGAGUGGGAAAAAUGAAAAACGAAGAAGCAGAGACAGAAAAAAAAGAAGAAGAAGAAAGGAGAGAAUCAGGUAAAGCAGAUGCGUAGACAGAAGAGAAGGUACGAACGUACCUGCACACCAACUAGCGGGGCGCGGGCCAUAUAUAAAAGCCACUACGGUUCCUGUACGGUCAUUCCACUUUUGACAGUGGGGCCGAGUGGAGCUCAAGUCAAGAAAAAGAAAGAAAAAAAAAAAACUGCUUUAUUAUCUGAGACGAUAACGUUGGAAAAAAGUGAAACACGGCCGACAAAGCAACAGCAAGAAGACGUCCACAUUCUUUUUUUGGCCAGUAAGAAAAUCCUCAGAGAUCGGUCCGACAAUGGGGAACUCUUCGAUUGCCUGUAUGCUGGUCCUUCUCAUCGCUGGUGUAUGCAAAGCCGACACGGGUGCCAACACUUAUUAUGGCCGCUUGAUUGGUUCGCUGGAAUCGCAGUAUCACGGAAUCCGAGGCGAUGUCUACGCCGUAGACGCCAGGACCCUCUUCAUCAAGGGCUUCUCCUACGACGGCAAAGGACAAGAUGCGCUAUUCUACGCCGGAUCUUCAUCCAGAGUCGGAACGGAUGGCUUCGUCGUUCCCAACGAAGACGGCUCAACGGAAAGCCUUUCUAGAGCUUAUGAAGACCAAGACUUAACGCUGACGUUACCCGAAGGCAAAACCAUCAAAGAAAUCCGUUGGUUGACUGUAUGGAGUCGAUCCUUUUCGGAGGCUUUUGGCGAAGUUAAAGUACCAGCCGGUUUUGAUUACCCGCGUCCCCAACGACUGACGCCGCUCUCCGGCAUUCAUCAAGUCGCUUCAGAUCGUAUCUACGUCGUCGACGCUCAGACUUUCCUGUUGCCCAAUUUCACGUACGACGGACAAGCUCCUGAUGCCUUUUUCUGGGUGGGUACGGGCCCCAAGCCGAGCCAGGAGGGAGCGCAAGUGCCCGAUGAGAACGGCAAAACUGACCCGCUUCGUCGCUACGACACUAAAACGCUCGUUCUGACUCUGCCCGGCGAUUUGACCGUUUUCGACGUUGAAUGGCUGAGUAUCUGGUGUAGGGCUUACGGCAUCGAUUUCGGCCACAUCCGCAUCCCCAAGAACCUCAAUGUGCCUCCAUCGCUGAAAAUGCUCGGCGUCGCACCUCAGGCGAAGCUCAAUUGUGAAGUGCUCUGGGAUGACUUGGCGCUCGAGGUCCGCUGGGCGGUGGCCGGAGAGACUAUCGUCCUGCAAUUGGUCGGCAAAAUUGAUGACGGACAAUAUGUGGCGUUCGGACCCAGUGGCGAUUCAAAAAGAACUAGGAUGAUCGGUGCUGACGUGGCUGUUGGUUGGUUGGAUCGUGAGAGUGGCAAAGGCUUUGUUCACGAUCAUUACAUGACAUCGAAAUCGGCUUGUACGGCCGGAAAGGGAGUGUGUCAGGAUACCCAGUCCGCUCGUGGAACCAACAAUAUCCGACUGCUCAAUGCUGCACUCGUCAAUGAUUACGUCAUGCUGACUUACCAAAGGCCCCUCAAGGCACAGGAUGAACAGGACAAAAGCAUCAUCACCAAUGGAACCCAGGCCGUCAUUUGGGCUGUUGGACCACUCAGUUCAGACAAUGAACCCACUUACCAUAAACUCAGGAAUAAAGGUGAUUUAUUAAUCGAUUUUGGACGGUCACCUUUCUGGAACUGUCCGGCUCCGGAAGAUCCGUCAGCAACGUCUGGUUCGGUUACCGUUCCAUCUGUUCAACGACGACCGACCACAGAAGACAAUCGCUGGUCUUCUUUAGAUGGCAAUUCAGUCGCACCCAAUACCCAAUUGUUGGCCAAGUACCAACCACCUCAACCACCUUCCCAACCUUCUCCACCCGCCGUGUCUAACAAAGUACCUUGGUAUAUCCCAGCUAUCGAAUGUAACGAACCUGAGAAUCACGUCUAUUACGCUCAUCUUGGUCCGAACGGUGGCAGCCAAGGUUACAACGCCAUUACAGGCAAUCUUGGCUGGGGAGUUUCGUGGUUCAUUAACGGAUUACUCAUUCCCGAAGUGACUGUCGUUCGUGGCGAGACUUACACAUUUGUGGUAGAAGGUGGCCAAGACCCAGAUCGCCCGUCUCGUUAUCAUCCAUUCUACAUUACAGAUGAUCCUGAAGGUGGUUAUGAAUUCAAAACACCCGACGAGAGAUCUAAAAUCAGAAUAUUUGCUGGUGUAACUUACGACCGUGAUGGCAAUCCCGUUUCAUCGGCCCAGGGCCGCCUGUGUGAAUGGGUCGAAGAUCCUACCCAACCGGCCGACAAGUUCACCUCGUUCGGAGCUUAUCAGAGAACAUUGAAACUUCAUUGUGAAGAAGGUGAACCAGCCAUUAUGCAAUUUAAGCCGGACGUAAACACACCUGACACGGUUUACUAUCAGUCUUACGUCCACCGAUAUUUGGGCUGGAAAAUCCGAGUUGUUGACAGCUGCGACCUGGACCAUAACAAUCGCAAAGCUGGAACCUCAGGGCAACCAUCCGAUGCGUUCAGUCCAGCUUCCAAACGACCUUCAGAAGACGAACAGAGAGAAUAUCCAGAUUACUACGAGGACGAUGUACCUCGAAUUCCCGAGAUUAAAAAAAUCGAUAACGUCGAACCUUCAAACACGAUGGAUUUCGCGCCGGAAUAUCGAGCACCUGAAAGCGAAUUCUUUCCGGAAAAUGCGUUCGGUAGCCACUUCCCAUCUGAGUUCGAAGAUUUUUUCAGAGAUUCAGGUUUUGGCAGCAGAGAUGAGGGCAGACCUGUUCCACAACGGACUACGGUACCGCCGCAGCGUCCUACAGCGCCGCCGCCGCGUCCCACAGCACCAACACGUCCCACAGUACCGCAACGAUAUUAUUCAACUCAAGCACCAACUGCGCCUCCUACAGCACCGCCAACAUUACCUCCAGUUAAACCAACUAAACCAGCACCUGCCGUUGUGAGACCAACCGAACCACCUCGCCAGAUUGCACCGCAGGUCGCCGUUAAGGCAGAAGAACAGAAACCCCACAUCAAUAUUCCCAUCCCUGGGCCGGUGAAGCAGCUGACUAAGCUAAUCCAACACACGUCCAAUUUCCGCCAGCGACCCAAUUUGCAACAUCACCAGAGAGAACCAUUGCCUAAUCAAGAACCUGCCGAACCCCGUCCGUUGAUUCCCGAUAGGCAGCAAGAUAGGUCGGCGCAAUCAGAAAGGCCAGCGUGGAGCCCGCCGUCAAACGAACAGCAUAAUAAUAAUUUCAAUGCCAAGGAAGUUAUUCCUACAAGAAUUAAUCCACCACCUGUUCAGUCUUACUCGUUCAAUCCGCAAGCCGGAGGUGUUUUCAACCCGAAUACUAUCAUCCUGGAGAGCGGAUUCAAACCUAUACGUAACGUGGAUGGACCUAUACCUCCGCUAGGAUUUGACGUCGAACCUCAGAACGUGGAAGGGAAAGGCAUCGGCGCUGAAGAUCCGAGGGUCACCAGCGAAUCACCUAGUCUAGUCACGUUGGAUCCAGUUUUCGUCGCAUCCGAACAAGAUCACCGCAGACCGAAGGAACCCGUACCGAUUACAUUACCAAAGGCUGUUGUUCCAGUUGUCCCAGGACCGUCUAUGCCAGCUCCGAGGUUCCCUCCGCACCACGAAGCCAAUCAUCAAGUGAAUCAUCCCAGUCCGCAGCAAUUUAAACCGCACCCGACGCCUCCAACGCUUCCCGCACAACGUCCGCAACCCCGUCCUCCUCAGUUUAGCGGACAGGAGGCGAACGCACGUCCUCAUUCACCUCCUGUUCCUCCUCCUGCCCGCAAGAAAUCUUCUGGAUUAGCUGCGUUCUUCAACUUUGGUGGCAAUCGCCGUAAGGAACAGAAUGUUCCUCCUUUGGCCACACCGAUCGCUACUGCCGGAUCUCCUUCAGUUAACAGGCCUUCAUUUAGUUGGCAACCACAGAAUGGUCCAGUGCUUCAGAGACAUCCAGUUCCACAAGCUGGAUGGACCCGAGAACAGCAGCCGUCUCAUCAGCAACCUCAGCAAGGUGCACAUUUUCAAAGACCGUUUCCUGGCGCCGGACAAAGCCGUGCAGGUGAACAACCGCUAUCUCUACAGCAACGCCAACAACAAGAGGAGAAAUUAAGGAACCGGAAUAAUCCAGCACAAAACCGGCCGUCUUCACAACCGCAUUCGAAGCCGAGUCAAGGCUUAACGGGUCUUCUUCAACGAUUCCUCGGCAACGGUGGCGAUCGUCGCAAAGAUAACACUCGGCCACAGUCCGACAGCAAAUCAGACAUUCCUCAUGCCGUACACAAAGGUCCUCCCCCUGUUGCGAUAAAUGGUAAAGCAGAUUUGCCAUUCCCACCUGAAGUGAGCUUCCAAGGAUCAGUUCCGCCCAUUAUCAUCUCGAAGGUGCAAGCCGCCACUCGUCCUAACUUUGAAGGCGUGCGACGUUCCGAGCGACCGCUGAAUAAGAAACUGAACGUUUUAGAUCCUUUUUCAGCUUCGAUUAUAGGCGGUGGUUCGGUUCUUGGUACUGCUGGAAAGCCCGUCAUCAGCGAUGCUGAAAGAGCUCAAUUAGAAAGAUUUCUAUUUGGCCCGUCAGAACAGUACACACCGCGAUCAUUCUCUUCUGAAUCUUUAUUGAGCAACUUCGAGGAUUGGCUAUCAGGUGAAGCUCCAUCAGAAAUGCUGCUGAGUAAAAUCGCUGAGGUGUUGUCCCGUGAAGCUUCGACUGACACAGCUGCCGAAGAAGAUAGCACAGCAGAACCAGAGCUUUCAACCGAUGUAUCAACGACCGAGGAUGGAGAUGUAGCAUCCGCCGAUGAAAAAUCGCACAAUGUUUUGUCUGAUGCUGAAGCUGACCAUGAGGGAGUCAAACCAGUUGGUAGCGAAUCAGAGAGAAGAAAGCGACAAGUCGACGACAGUGAUCAUCGAAAUGAUAACCAACACUUAGAUCAACUACCCCAGGAGUUGGAUUCUAGCCAGCUACCGGUUGAACACCGCGGAUUGGACGACGAGGAGGAUGUCCAAGAUCAGCAAAAUGAAAAGAACGGCUCAACUACUUUCGCUUCCUGGUUCUCGUUGUCUUCGGCACUGCUCUUGUUUGUUGGCUUUACCAGAUUUCACUUGAAUCAUUUUUGAUGAGAUCUUCGUCUUCCCAACUUCCUUGUUGUAAAUAAUUGCCAAUAAGCAACCGACUGAUUAGAGCAAAUAGCUCAGCUUGGAUUGCAAACAAAAAUGGUUGGGUUUCACUUUUUGCAUAACAGAUCCAAAAAAAAUGAGUUUUUUUUAUAAUCUGCAACUUUAAUUUAUUCGCUUAUUUAUAUUCUUUUGUCCUGGUUCGAAAUUUGGUAUUAGAUAACUGCUAUAAGGGAUGUCUUGUUUUGCAGUUUGUGUUUUUGUGCACAUCCUUCUUGCAAAACUACCUGAUUUCUGAUGGAAUUCAUUAAGUGGCAAUACACACAAUUGGGAACUUU
Molecule: messenger RNA, 5482 nt
Organism: Daphnia carinata
Lineage: Eukaryota; Metazoa; Arthropoda; Branchiopoda; Diplostraca; Daphniidae
Product: protein Skeletor, isoforms D/E-like
Exons: 16
Coding region: 390-5147 (1585 amino acids)
Source: RefSeq, a predicted model, not a curated record